This is a messenger RNA of Cotesia glomerata, 2415 nucleotides long. RefSeq names its product neprilysin-2-like. Gene Ontology annotation, molecular function: metalloendopeptidase activity. Gene Ontology annotation, biological process: protein processing. The transcript is spliced from 7 exons. Gene Ontology annotation, cellular component: plasma membrane. The coding region runs from base 231 to 2375 and encodes 714 amino acids. NCBI's taxonomy places the organism in Eukaryota, Metazoa, Arthropoda, Insecta, Hymenoptera, Braconidae. The record is from RefSeq and is a predicted model, not a curated record.
AAAUAUAAUCAUUGUUAUUACAGUCAACUUGAUUUUGUAGUUAAUGUACAUCGAACUUCAUUAUGAAGUAGGUCAUAUCCGGUGUUAAUAUCUAUUAAUUGGGCGUCAACAAAGUAUUAGCGGCCAUUAUACGUUAAGCUGUUCCGUGGAUUCAUUCAUUAAUAGAUUGUACUGGGACAAUUUUUUAUUUGUAAAUAUCUAUCAUCAAUACCAACAGAACUUUUAAAAAAAUGAUGAUUUCAUAUUUGAUAACAAUUAUAACUGUAAGUAUGAUAGCAUUGCAGCUAACACCUAUUGAAGCCAAUAACGAUUAUACGUCCACUGAAUGUCAAGCGGAAAAUGAUAAGCUAGAACUAACAAUACUGAAAAAUCUGAACACAAGUGUUAAUCCAUGUGAAGAUUUUUACCAAUUUGCUUGUGGUAAUUUUAAUAACUCUUCUGCUAAUAUUCAGUACAGUAACCAUAAUGACUUUUACAAACCAAUCAGAGACCGAGAAAAUAAAAUAAAAGAAUUGUUACUAAAUGAUAAUUAUUUAUAUUUGUUAGAGCCGUUCAAUAGUUUAAAAAAGUUUGUCAAGUCUUGUGAGCGAUUGAACGUUAAUAUUGAUGCUAACAUAGGUUCAUUGGACGAAAACAAAACCAUAAGUUUAAAUUUUAUGACAGACGUUAUUGCUCAGUUAGGCGGAUGGCCUAUACUCGAAGGUGAUGAAUGGAAUGAUACGCAUUUCAACUGGAUUAAGUUUACUGAAGUUUCGCGGAUUAUCGGUACUGAGGGAUAUUUUUUCCUUAAACCUUCAGUUAAAAUGCUUAAUCACACCACUAUGUUGUCAAUAAGUCCUCCCGGGUUAGAGUUUCCAUAUAAGCAUUUGGUUUCAGUCCGAAGAUCACGAAAAGUGAAAGCUUAUUACAAUUACAUCCUAAAGGUCGCUCAAUUUUUGGAAACUGAUUUAAAAAUCUUAGACAUUGAUGUUGAACAAGCAUUGGCGUUUGAAUUAGAUCUAAUCUAUGCGACCAGUAGAAAUGUCACAUUAUCAAGUACUGAAAUGACAAUCAAAGAAAUGGACCAAAAGUGGCCAAAUAUCGAUUGGAUUAAAUUGUUUCGAUCAUUCAUAGGCUCAGAAUAUUCAAUCACUGAAAAUUGGAAAGUGUUAGUCAAAAAUUCUAACUACAUAACCAGAUUCGAACAAUUGAUUCAACUAACAAACAAAAGAAUACAAGCUAACUACGCAGUAUGGAAGACUAUCGAAAGAUUAAUUUUAUUCACUGAAUCUCCAAAAUUAUUCAGUUUUCAGGAAUCCUAUUACAGAAUAAGAUCUCCUUCACAAAGAAUACCAGGUUAUAAUUGCUUCGACUUCUUGAUUAAUUUAUUACCCGAGUUGUCGCUGUCUUAUUACGAACGUCAUUAUCCAAUUGAUGUUCGUUUUAUAAGUAAUAUUGAGAAUAUUAUUAUUGAUAUAAAAAAAACUUUUGUCGAUGUCUUGAAUAAUCUCGAAUGGUUAGAUCAUACGACCAAAAAUGAGCUGGUGUUAAAUUUAGAUUCUACCAAGUUUGUUUUGGGUUUGACCGAGACGAUGCUCAAAAAUGAAAAAUUGCGUACAUAUUUUGAUAAUCUUGUAAUUAACGAAUUUAAUUUUUUAAAAAAUUUUCUGGCGAUAAAUAUUUUCGACCACCAAAAACUUAUGGAUCAAGCUUUUACUUCAAGAGACAUGAUUGAUCUAACAAGCGUUUUCAGAAGGAUAAAACCAUUUAAAAAUAUUUAUAAUGCGAUCUAUGAUGACAUCACUCAUACAGUUUUUAUAGAUAUCGAAGCAAUGAGGAACUUGUUUUUUGACAUCGAUCGUCCAAAUUUUACUAAGUAUAGCAUAAUAGGAUUUACUAUUGGCCACGAGUUAGCUCAUCCUAUUGAAAAUCUCCACGACGUUUUCGAUACGGAAGGAAAAAUUGUAAAUGGGUGGAGUAUGCGUUCUAAUGAUAACUAUAAUCACGUAAGACAGUGUCUAAUAGACCAACAUCACAAUUAUACUGGGAACUCUAAGGAGAAUGUAGUUUUAUCACACCUUGAAGAAAAUAUUGCAGAUAAUAUUGGCUCAGAAAUAGCUUACUUAACUUAUAAAAAUUGGGUGCAAAAAUACGGAGAUGACUCAACAUACCCCAGAUUGAACUACACUCAAAAUCAGUCAUUUUGGUUGUCGUACGCAAACAAAUGGUGCAUACCAGAAAAAAUAGAUGGCUUUACAUAUUUAAAAAGUAGCCAUGCUUCGUCAGAUUUCCGUGUUUUAGAAUCACUUUCAAACAGCGCUUACUUCGCGAAGGAUUUUAAUUGUAAGUUAGGAUCUCGGAUGAAUCCUGAAAAGAAGUGUAAUUUUUUAAAAUAAAAUAUAGUGAAAAUAAGCUUAUUGAAUUACAGUAUAACAA